Molecule: messenger RNA, 1326 nt
Organism: Musa acuminata AAA Group (dessert banana)
Lineage: Eukaryota; Viridiplantae; Streptophyta; Magnoliopsida; Zingiberales; Musaceae
Product: thermospermine synthase ACAULIS5
Exons: 10
Coding region: 139-1131 (330 amino acids)
Biological process (GO): polyamine biosynthetic process
Molecular function (GO): thermospermine synthase activity
Source: RefSeq, a predicted model, not a curated record
UCGAGCUCGUCUCGUUCCAAGUCACCCAAAUCAUUCCCUCGUCCACUCCCACUCCCCACUCCUCCCGUCUCUUUCCCUCUAUAUAUCCCCUGUGCUCGUCUUCUUGGUGGAGAAGCACGCUUGACAUCUCCAGCUCACAUGGGUGACAUCUCCAGCUCUAAUGGGAACGGGAGCGGCCUGCUGGGUGAUGGUAGGAGAAAGAGCUGUUGGUACGAAGAGGAGAUCGAGCAGAACCUGAGAUGGUGCUUUGCUCUUAACAGCAUUUUGCAUACAGGAUCCUCGCAGUAUCAGGACAUCGCUUUACUUGACACGAAGCCCUUCGGCAAGGCUCUAGUUCUUGAUGGAAAGCUGCAGAGUGCUGAAAUGGACGAGUUCAUUUACCAUGAAUCCCUGGUUCAUCCAGCCCUCCUGCACCACCAGAACCCUAAGCACAUCUUUAUAAUGGGUGGAGGUGAGGGGUCUACGGCGAGAGAAAUACUCAGGCACAGGACAGUGGAGAGGGUGGUCAUGUGUGACAUAGAUCAGGAAGUGGUAGAUUUCUGCAAAUCGCAUCUGCUUGCCAACAAAGAAGCCUUCUUCGAUCCCAGACUCCACGUUGUAAUAAAUGAUGCUAGAGCCGAGUUGGAGAAGAGGAAGGACAAGUUCGACGUGAUAGUGGGAGAUCUGGCUGAUCCGAUCGAAGGAGGCCCCUGCUACAAGCUCUAUACCAAAUCUUUCUACGAGGAGACGCUCAAACCCAGACUCAACCAGGGUGGAAUCUUUGUCACUCAGGCAGGGCCUGCAGGAGUCUUUUCACAUACAGAGGUUUUCUCCUGCAUCUACAACACGCUAAGACAUGUCUUCAGAUAUGUUGUGCCUUACUCUGCUCACAUUCCCUCGUAUGCCGACACAUGGGGUUGGGUGAUGGCAUCUGAUUCCCCGUUCACUCUCGACGCCGAGAAGCUCGACUCACGGAUUCGGCAGCGGAUCGAAGGAGAGAACAGAUACGUCGAUGGGGAAACCUUUGCUUCGGCUUCUAUCUUGAGCAAAGCUGUCAGGAAAUCGCUGGCAAAGGAGACGCAGUUGUACACGGAAGGCACGGCCAAGUUCAUCUAUGGCCAUGGAAACUGCACCAACAUCGCAUCUACGUGAGUCCACCCACGGAAGGGGGAGGAGUUGGGAGGCCAAAGCGACGACUGAGAGAAGAAAUAGCAGAGACAGUACCCUUUUUUUGCAGUCCCUUAGUAGUCAUUUGCAUUGGGUACAAUAAAAUGCUGGCGUUAGUGAGAUAGUACCUCUUUUUGGCUUGUGUAAUCUUUGGUGCUCGAAGCUCAUGGUGUCUUUUAU